AUGUCAGAGCCAGCAGAGGAACUCUCCAAUAAGCCCUUCGUGGCCCGGUUGUCCAGUGUUUACCUUAGCAUCUUGGCACUGUUCUGCUUUAAGCUCUUUGUUAAGAUCUCUCUCAACUUGCUGACAUACUUCUACAUUGUCCGUGGGAACCGCAAAGAGGCUGCCAGGAUAUCAGCAGAGUUCUAUGAUUAUGGCCAACGACACAGAUCCUGGGCGAACCGCUCACCCGUCCACGAUGCUGCGUGUCAGGGCCGCCUCCUGGCUUUGAAGAACCUUAUUUUACAGGGUCACAGUGUGAAUGUUCUGACUAUAGACCAUGUGACACCCCUUCACGAGGCCUGUGUCGGGGACCAUGCCGCUUGUUCCAGAGCUCUCAUUGAUGCAGGAGCAAAUGUCAAUGCUUUUACAAUUGAUGGAGUCACCCCUCUGUUCAACGCCUGUACAGCGGGCAGUGUGGCAUGCACUGAAAUUCUUUUGGAAAAUGGAGCAAAUCCCCAGAGCCUUAUAUACCAUCCAUCACCAAUCCAUGAAGCUACCAGUAAAGGUCAUUACGGUUGUGUGGAGGCUCUGGUGACUUGGGGGGCAGAUGUGGACAUGGACAUUCCUCACCUGGGCACAGCGCUCUACACAGCCUGCGUCUGCCAAGAGCUGGAGUGUGCCAGGAAACUCCUGAGGGAAGGUGCAAGUGUACAGAAAGGCAAAUACCUGGAUUCACCCUUACAUGCAGCUGCAGAAAAAGAUUGCCCAGCUGUAGUUAGGCUGCUGCUGGACUUUGGUGCGGACAUUAAUGCCAGGAACAUCGAGUUUCAGAGGCCGGUAGACGUGGCUCCACCCAGCAGUGUAACAGAGGGCUUCCUACUGAUAUAUGAAGUUACACCACGACGGCUGAACCAGCUGUGUCGUCAGUGCAUCAGGAGCUGCGUCGGCCGUGACAGACUCCACCUUCUUUCCCACCUCCCCCUGCCCAACAGGCUACGGAACUACCUGCAGUACCAAUGACAGACAGAAGAAUCAAACUGCCCGCCUUAAUAGGAUCUACCGAAAUAAGCCUUUCCUUCAAUUGUGGCUAUGUCAAUUAAGUGACUCAGUAGC
Messenger RNA from Anoplopoma fimbria (sablefish), 1092 nucleotides. It is a transcript of the gene asb5a, whose product is annotated as ankyrin repeat and SOCS box containing 5a. Gene Ontology annotation, molecular function: protein binding. The transcript is spliced from 7 exons. Gene Ontology annotation, biological process: positive regulation of protein catabolic process; protein ubiquitination; intracellular signal transduction. Lineage: Eukaryota; Metazoa; Chordata; Actinopteri; Perciformes; Anoplopomatidae. The record is from RefSeq and is a predicted model, not a curated record. The coding region runs from base 1 to 999 and encodes 332 amino acids.